Messenger RNA from Neoarthrinium moseri, 462 nucleotides. RefSeq lists its product as uncharacterized. Bases 1 to 462 code for a protein of 153 amino acids. Gene Ontology annotation, biological process: mitotic sister chromatid cohesion. The transcript has a single exon. Gene Ontology annotation, cellular component: Ctf18 RFC-like complex. Lineage: Eukaryota; Fungi; Ascomycota; Sordariomycetes; Amphisphaeriales; Apiosporaceae. The record is from RefSeq and is a predicted model, not a curated record.
AUGGCAUCCUCUGUCAAGCUGUACCCUCGGACUUUGGGCGCGACUGACCUCGCGGCCAACCCGCUGCCUCAACUCAUACAAACGCCUUCGGGCAUGGCACUGCUUGAGCUACAAGGCACCAUCAACCUUCCCCAGCCAGAUCCUGACGCAGAAGGUCUGGCGCCCGAGGUACCAAUCGGCAGGAUCACCUUCCCGGACUUCAAUUCCAAUGCUCUAGAUCCAUCUAGCACUUCAUGGAUGAAGCGCGUCCAUUUAUACGUCGGCCAGCAUCAGAGACUCACGGGAGAGGUCAAGAAGCUGCCCAAGGCCAUGGCCGUUAUCCGCAGACGCCAGGACCCCAGCAAAGAUGUCACAAUGCAAGAUGUCGAAGCUGAAGACAAGGUUGCGGACCUCGAGAUUGUAGAGAUCGUCAAGUAUAAGCUGAUUUUCUCUCAACGACCCGAGCCUGUCGGUACUAGUUGA